AUGGACAUUGAUCCUGACAAUGGUGAUUCUAGUCAUGGGGGUGAUUAUGGUCAUGGUGCUUUUCGUGCAGGUGCUGGUCGUAAGAGGAAAAUACGAUCAUCAUCAAUUGAUAUAAUGGCAAAUGCAAGAAGACAACGUGCUGCACGUCGAGAAGAAACAGAUAAAUUGAUAAAAUGGAUAAAUGAUAUAAAAUGGUCGCAUCAAGGUGUUCCAUCAACUCGUCGUGAUGAUGCUACUGCAUUGUUAGUCAUAUUUAAUCUAUUGUUAGAGGAUGUCAAUUUAACACAAACAGAAGCAAUUACUAUAGCUAGCCGAUAUUUAGGUCGUAGUGCUUCUGUAUUAGGUGCAUUGGUAGCACAUUGGCAUAAAUAUCGAGAAAUAUAUGUUGACUCAGGUACAAGAGGUGGAUCACAAGGUCAACAAUCAUUGGAAUUAUUUGUAUCUUUACCUCACUUCAUUAUUAGUACUAUUAUGGAUCGUCAUGCGGAAGGUAAAACUACUACAGUUAAAGAUAUACAACAAGCGAUCGUUAAUACACAUCAGCAAUACAUAGGCUAUUGGCCGAUAUAUUAUCUUAUGCACGACAAAAUGAAGUUAUCAUAUGGCUUGUUAAAAGAUUCGGUGAAGUUAACAGAAGAUGCUAAUCGUAUCAAACGUAUUGGACAAUUUCUGGUUAAAUAUGCCGCUGCUCUGAAUUUGGAAAAGAAUAAAGAAGCCAUAGUUUGUUACAUGGAUGAAUCGUAUGUUAACACUGGUCAUCAUAUUCAUUAUGGAUGGUAUGUAGACAGUACAAACAAAAAUAUUCUUACUGGUACUGGAGUUGGUAAAAGACUUAUAAUAGUACAUGCUAUUACUAGUGAUGGUCUUCUUCGACAUUUCGAUGUUUUAACAAAUAAAACGAUUUCUGCCGAAUUAAUAUAUGAAGCAAAAAAUCCCUCAGGCGAUUUUCAUUCUAAUAUGGAUGGUUAUAAUUUUCGUUUGUGGGUGAAACAAUAUUUGUUUCCUGCAUUUGAAGCUAAAUAUGGUCAUCAGAAGAGAAUGAUUCUGAUAUUGAAUAAUACUCCAUAUCAUAAAGAACAAGGUGAACAUUAUAUUAACGUCAAAUCAAUGUCAAAGAUCGAUAUGAUUAAUCUUCUCCUUUCAAAAAAAGUACACAAUAUUGUAAUCAUUCGAGAUGGACAAGCGAAAAAGUUCAAAGCUAAUGAAUGGCACCUGAAUGGUCCAGCAGGUCCUUAUAAAGAAGAAUUACAAGCAUUUAUAGACAGUUGGAUCAAACACUAUCCUGAUCUUCAAAAAACAUUAUUGGAGAAAUUAUUCGAACAAAAAUCAUUAGCUGCAAAAGUCGAUGUACCUGACUUUCAUUAUGUCAUAUUAACUCCACCAUAUAGUCCUCAACUUCAGCCUAUAGAAUUAGUGUGGUCUUAUGUAAAACGUUAUGUUGCUAAACAAUUCACGUCUUCUAGAACUGUUCAACAAUUAAUUGAACAAACAAAGAAAGGCUUCUACGGUGAUGGAGGUGAUCAUGAAGGUAUAUCGACCGAAAUGGUCAGAAAUAUGAUUGAACAUGCUCAUAAAUAUUGUAAUAUGCUUAUUAACGAUGAUCCUUAA
This is a messenger RNA of Rotaria sordida, 1608 nucleotides long. The record is from the annotation of a GenBank genome assembly. NCBI's taxonomy places the organism in Eukaryota, Metazoa, Rotifera, Eurotatoria, Philodinida, Philodinidae.